UACUGCUCUACCAGACUGGGAGCUCAAAACAGUGGAUGACAGCCGAACAAGUCAAGCUCAUAAAGAACACAAUAUACACUUGACAUCAGGCAAAAUGCUCGGAGGUUCAAGUAUCUCCAACUACAUGUUCUACGUGAGAGGUAACCCAGCUGAUUACGAUGACUGGGCCGCACGUGGUAACACUGGCUGGAAUUGGGAUAAUAUCACGUAUUACUACAAAAAGAUGGAACGAUUGGAAGAUGACAUAAUACAAAAGAAUUCAGCUGCACGCGGACGACUCGGGUACUUGGGUGUAGAGACAAUACCAUGGGAGCAUAGGACUGGUAGCUAUUUCGAAAUAUUUGAAGAGAAUGGUCGUAAAAUAUUAAAGGAUCACAACGGUGAUGAACAGCUGGGCUACGCACCACCGCAGUUUUCAAUCGCUGAUGGCAUUCGACAGAGUACUGCUGCAGCGUACCUAAAACCAAUUAAAAAUAGGCCAAACAUCUACAUCCUCAAAAAUACUAUUGCGAGAAAGAUAAACUUUCAUGAUAAGAAAGCAAAAAGUGUAGAAGUUAGCCUUCCAGACGAUAGUAUAAUCAAUGUCUUAGCGAAUAAGGAGAUAAUUUUAUCUGCUGGUGCUAUAAAUAGUCCUAAAAUACUAAUGCUAUCAGGUAUAGGACCGAAAAACCAUUUAGAAGAAAUGAAUAUUGAUAUAGUUCAAGAAUCAACAAACGUUGGUCAAAACCUUCAAGAUCACGUUUUAGUUCCCGUAGCAAUAACUGGGAAUAAUAACUUCACGUCAAUAUUACAAAAUGCAGAGACAUUAAUUAAUCUAAAUAAGUUUCCUAUACCUACAAUGCUAGGAUUUGUCUCCCUGAAUAAAUCUCAAAAUUAUCCAGACUACCAAACGACAGUGUGUCCAAUACCGAUUGCGAGCAUCCUAAGCAUCACAUUGUGUUCUCAAAUGUUAGACUUAGAUGAUAGUAUAUGUAUUGAUGUGGCUAAUGCCAACAAACGAACUGAACUUCUUUUGGCGUUAAUUACGCUACUACAUCCAAAAUCUAGAGGUGUCAUAAAACUAAGAAGCAAAGAUCCUGAGGAAAACCCUUCAAUAUUCACGAAAUACUUUUCAAAUGAAGAGGAUUUGGAAGAUUUUGCGACAUAUAUAGAAGAUUAUGUUACCGUAAUAAAUACGACUUACUUCAAAAGCGUUAAUUCUAAGAUACUAGAUCUGAAUGUAAAGCAAUGUAAAGAUUUACAAUUUGGUAGUAGAUUAUUUUGGAAAUGCUAUGUUUUAAAUUUGGCUGGAACGCAAUAUCACGCUGUGGGGACUUGUGCAAUGGGUCCGGAAGAAGAAGGGGUAGUGGAUGAGAGAUUAAGAGUUAGGGGCGUGAAGGGGUUGCGAGUGGUAGACGCUUCGAUAAUGCCAACAGUUGUUAGUGGUAACACUAACGCACCUGUAAUAAUGAUAGCUGAGAAAGCAUCUGAUCUGAUAAAAUUAGAUCACGGUAUUGUUAAUUCAACGUGAAACUUACAAUU
Molecule: messenger RNA, 1521 nt
Organism: Achroia grisella
Lineage: Eukaryota; Metazoa; Arthropoda; Insecta; Lepidoptera; Pyralidae
Product: ecdysone oxidase-like
Exons: 1
Coding region: 95-1510 (471 amino acids)
Molecular function (GO): ecdysone oxidase activity; flavin adenine dinucleotide binding
Source: RefSeq, a predicted model, not a curated record